CGGAUAUUUUUUUGCUCCGCCGUCUUCUUCUUCCUCUUCGAUGAAGGAACUGAUUCGAAGUUACUCUAUUUACGACAAUAACAACUUUUGACCUCUAUCUCUGCUGCUCUGAUUUGAGUUUGAGCUCUUGCGAGUUGCAACACCGAGUCAGGUCAGCCUCAGCUUGCUCUUACGUUCCGUCUUUGUUCAUGUUUCUCUGGUCAAGGCGUUUCGAGUUUUUUGUAGAUCCGAUUUAUUUUGGUUUUCGAGAAUAGUUUGCUGACGGAAGGGGUUCUGUAAGAUGCGUUUUUUAUAAUUGGUUUGUAACUUUUAAAGUAUGGGUAGAGGAUAUAGUGAAUCGAGUGACAAUGAAUCGAGAGAUGUGGGUAGGGAACAUCGAAGUCGUGGCCUUAGGUAUUCUAGGUCAGAUAGAGAAAGGGGAAGACGAGAAAGUGAGAGAGAAAAAGGAAGAAAUCACGAUGAUGAGGAUAAUCGGCAAAGAGAAAACUCCGGAUCUUUUGAUGUAGACAGGCGUGCUAAUAGAGAUGGGAGGCGAGAAAGUCAGAGAAUUCAUGAUGAUGAUAAUUCUAAGGAUGGACCAAGAGAAGGCCGUUCUAGAUCUGGUGAAGAAGAUGGUAAGCAUGUAAAUAGAGAUAGGAGGCGGGAAAGUGAAAGAAUUCAUGUUGGUGGUACGGAUAGGAGGAGAGAAGAGCGUUCUAGAUCUUCUGAUGAAGAAGAUGACAAGCGUUCCUACGGGGAUAAAAGGCGUGAAAGAGAAAGAAUUCAUGAUGGUGAUGAUAAAGUGCGGGAAAGAGAAAGAAUUUACAAUGGUGAUGAUGAUUCCAAGACCAGGAAGAGAGAUACACCUGAGGAAAGUUCCGAAUCUUCUGAUAAAUCGGAGGAGAGGCAAGCCAAGAGGGACAGGAGGGGAAGAAGGGAUAGAAGUAAUAGACAUGACACUAGAAAUAGGGAUAGGCAUAAUGAGAGGCGGCGGGAAUCUGAAGAAGAUAGAUAUAUAAAUAGGGACCGACGUCAUCAUUCGCAUCAUUAUUCUGAUGACGAUCACAGAAAAGGGUCCCAUAGAAAUACAGAACGUGAGAAUAGAAGUGAUAGGAGAGACAGCGAUAAUCAGUUAAGCCGUAGAGACAGAGAUGAUAAUAAGGAGAAAGAAGAAGGGGAAAUCAAGCUGAAACAAUCAGCAUUGCAACAAACCAACUUGAAUGGUGACACGGCAAAUUUAGGUAGGAGUGGAGGAGUUUACAUUCCUCCAUUUAAAUUAGCAAGGAUGAUGAAAGAGACACAAGAUAAGAGCAGUGUCGAGUAUCAGCGGUUAACAUGGGAUGCCCUUAGAAAAAGUAUCAAUGGGCUUGUUAACAAGGUCAAUGCUACUAAUAUAAAGAAUAUUAUUCCAGAACUCUUUGCUGAGAAUCUUAUUCGAGGAAGGGGUCUCUUUUGUCGUUCUUGCAUGAAAUCUCAGAUGGCAUCUCCGGGUUUCACAGAUGUUUUUGCUGCAUUGGUGGCCGUUGUUAAUACCAAGUUUCCUGAGGUGGGGGAGCUAUUGUUGAGAAGGAUUGUUUUGCAGCUUAAGAGAGCAUAUAAGCGGAAUGACAAGCCUCAAUUAUUGGCAGCUGUUAAAUUUGUAGCACAUCUUGUGAACCAGCAAGUGGCUCAUGAAAUUGUUGCUUUGGAACUACUCACUGUUUUGCUGGAAAAUCCUACCGAUGACAGUGUUGAGGUGGCUGUUGGUUUUGUUACAGAGUGUGGUUCAUUACUUCAAGAUCUUUCACCAAAAGGCCUCCAUGGUAUCUUUGAGCGAUUUCGGGGGAUUCUUCACGAGGGAGAGAUAGAUAAACGUGUUCAAUUUUUAAUAGAGGGCUUAUUUGCUAUAAGGAAAGCAAAGUUUCAGGGUUACCCUGCAGUUCGUCCAGAACUAGACCUUGUUGAGCAGGAGGACCAAUUAACUCAUGAAAUAUCUCUCCAAGAUGAGAUAGAUCCCGAGAUCACCCUUGACAUUUUUAAACCAGAUCCUCAGUUCUUGGAGAAUGAAAAGCGCUAUGAAGAGGUGAAGAAAACCAUCCUUGGUGAAGAAUCUGAGGGUGAAGAAGGCUCAGAUGCAGGUUCAGGUGACGAGGAGGAUGAGGAUGAUGAUGAAUCAGAUGAGGAAGAUGAAGAGAAGAUGAAAAUACAAGAUGAGACAGAGACAAAUCUUAUAAAUCUUAGGAGGACAAUCUACUUGACAAUCAUGUCCAGUGUAGAUUUCGAGGAGGCUGGUCACAAGCUGCUGAAAAUUAAGCUUGAGCCCGGGCAAGAGAUGGAGUUAUGCAUUAUGCUCCUGGAAUGCUGUAGUCAGGAGAGAACAUACCUUCGAUAUUAUGGUCUUCUGGGGCAGCGGUUUUGCAUGAUCAACAAAGUCCAUCAGGAAAAUUUUGAUAAAUGCUUUGUUCAGCAGUAUUCUAUGAUCCAUCGCCUUGAAACAAACAAACUACGCAAUGUGGCAAAGUUUUUUGCACAUUUACUCGGCACAGAUGCUCUGCCGUGGCAUGUUAUAUCCUACAUACGCUUAACUGAGGAGGACACAACCUCUUCUUCCCGAAUAUUUAUAAAGAUCCUCUUCCAGGAAUUGUCGGAGCAUCUCGGAAUCCGCAGACUGAAUGAACGGCUAUCGGAUCCAACGAUGAUGGACUCCUUUGAAUCUAUUUUCCCAAGGGAUAAUCCCAAGAACACUAGAUUUUCAAUCAACUUCUUCACUUCAAUUGGUCUCGGUGGUAUAACUGAGAAUUUGCGUGAAUAUUUGAAGAACAUGCCCCGGCUUAUUAUGCAACAACAGGAACCAGCAUCUGGAUCAGAAUCGGGUGAUGAAUCUGAAAGGCCUAGUUCAUCAGAUUCAGGAAGUGCUAGUUCAGAAUCGGAGUCAGAGACAGAAUCAUCAAGUUCCGACGAGAGUGAAAAGCGCCGGAGGAAGAGGAGAAGAAAAUGAGGUAAGAUUGAGGUGUUGAGUGUGAAGCUUAUGUAGAAUAUAUGUCCCGAGUUCUGAUACAUAUAUAUUAUGCAUGUCUCUUGUUUUCUUAUUUCGUCAGCGGCACAUUGGAUUGAUAUGAUAACAAUGCUAAGUGUAAUUUUGUACGCUUUAAAGUGGGGAAAAUUACUGAUCACCAUCUUGCAA
This is a messenger RNA of Hibiscus syriacus, 3142 nucleotides long. RefSeq names its product pre-mRNA-splicing factor CWC22 homolog. Gene Ontology annotation, cellular component: catalytic step 2 spliceosome. Bases 317 to 2956 code for a protein of 879 amino acids. NCBI's taxonomy places the organism in Eukaryota, Viridiplantae, Streptophyta, Magnoliopsida, Malvales, Malvaceae. The record is from RefSeq and is a predicted model, not a curated record. Gene Ontology annotation, molecular function: protein binding; RNA binding. The transcript is spliced from 7 exons. Gene Ontology annotation, biological process: mRNA splicing, via spliceosome.